UCCGUGACGCUAAGCAAAACAAACAACACAAAGCACCUUUGUGGAAGCUUCCAUGCAAAUGAAGCAGUGGCUUUACUUCAAUAAUGUUUCAUUAGAAUCGGUCAUCGAUGGAGUCCUAAAGAGAGACUGAGGUGUUUCAGCAGUUAACAAACAGUUAAUUCAGUAAAUCAAACUGAGAAGUUUCUUGGAAAGCAAGCACGGAAGGGAGCAAUGGAUUCCUGGCGACAACAACAUCCGAUCAAAAAUGAAGACGAGGCGUUAGCCAAGGCACUUGAGCUUUCUCUUCUGGAGCAACAGGGGAGCCAAGGAGCACAGAGAAGAUCAACAGUUAAGCUGUGUCAGACUGAAGUUGAACGAACAGCUCAAGCUUCGGGUCCAGAUUUCAAGAGGAAAAAAGGCUCGCAAACUGGAUCCAGGAGGGCAACUCCACUUUGCCUACCAAACAACUUGAAAUGGGAUUCGAGUUCAGGCAAAUGCAUCCAAACAGGACAAAGGCGAACCUCAUUGUAUGUGAUGGAUGAAGCACUUGAAGAUCUCCGGAGGAUUAGAGGUCCAGUAUGUGUGGUGUCUAUAGCCGGGCCAUACAGGAAAGGAAAGUCAUUUGUGCUCAGCGAGGCGUUCAAUCAACCACAAGUUUUCCCUCUUGGGCAUCACAUGGAAGCGGAAACCAUGGGAAUCUGGUCGUGGAUUGUGCCGGAAAAGUUCAGGGAUGCUAAAGGCCAGGAAUUCACAGUAGUGUUGCUAGAUUCUGAGGGAAUUGAUGCCGCAAAUGGGCAAGGACUUGAUGAUAACCAGAUCUUCACUUUAAUGGUCUUGUUAGCCUCAGUUUUGAUCUACAAUUCACAAGGCGUUCCAACCAGACGUGAUCUUGAAGGACUUGAUUUCAUUGCGAAACUAUCUCAACGUAUUGAGAUGCGAUCAACAACAAGGCAGGAUACCAGGAGGAACCAUCGUGACUCAGAGUAUUUCCAUAAGACCUUUCCUUUCUUCAUUUGGUUACUUAGGGACGUUACUCAAGCCAUUCCAAGAGACUGCAUCGACAUUAAGGACUACUUUCUGAAAAAGCUAUUUCAAGUCCAAAACUCAUCAGUUGUUGGCCAAGAAAGUGGGAAAGUUGCUGAAAGCAUCUUGAGCUUCUUUCCCGGUUUCGAAGCAUUCGCUUUACCUCCUCCCACGACAGACAUCGAGGUGCUAAGAAGUAUCCAUGCCAACAAAAGCCUCAUCAAUCCUUCUUUCCUCAGUGGGAUGGAAGAUUUUAAAGAUUUGGUAAGGCGAGUUCUGCUCCCCAAAAAGAGCAUUAACGUUGGAGAAUCUGUCACUGGAGAAGGCCUUGCAGCACUGGUAGAGCUCUACGUCCAAGCCAUCAACACCCCUGGUAUGGUUCCGAAUGUUCAGAACGCCUGGGAUCAGUUUUUGGAGACGAAAUGUUCUGACGCAAUGAAAUAUGCACUUGAUGCUUAUGAAGCCACCAUGGCAUUACAACUGAAGGAUAAGCUGCCGUGUGAUAAUGACCGACUGCGAAAUAAUCAUGCAAUGGUAUUGGAGAACAGUGAAGCCCAUUUAAAGGUAGACACUAAAGGACUAUCCAUCAACACGAUUGAGAAGUUUUUGGAAAAUAUGAAGAUGGAAAUGCUACGUGAAAUGCAAGAGGAGAUAAAGAAAUUCCGCGAGCAGAUGGAUAAUGAUCUUCGAGCCCAUAGAGAACAAAUGAAAAAAAUGAUGGAGGCAAACAUGCAACAAGCACAGAAAGAAAGAGAGCAGGAACUUAGAAAUCAGAUCCUGGAAAUGCAGAAAAUCAACGAGGAAACCCUCAAGAUGAUAAAGAAGCUUUCUGACUUGGUUGUAAGGCAAGAGGAUAGAAGACUUGAUGAGGAAAUGCAAAGAACUCGAGCUACCAUGGAGAAAAAGGAGAUGCUGGAACAGAUGGAAGCAAAGCACCAAGAAGAAAAGGAAAGGCUACGUUGUGAAAUGGAGGCAAAGAUUGAGUAACAACGCCAAGCUUUGACUGAAGAAUACCAAGAUGCUUCUAAGUCUCGAAAGCAAAGGAUGGACGAAGUGGAUCAAGAGCUAGAACAAGUUGUAGAGGAGCUAAAGUGAGUCAAGAAAGCAGGUUUUAUACGAUUGGCUGCUACAAAAGUAAAAGAUUUUUUGGUUACUGGAGCUCGAAAAGUAAAGUAGAACUACCUAAUAAUAGUAAUAAUGACAAUGUCUUAAUUCGAUCAAAGGAUAAAAGCACAUUUCCUAUGUAACAAAUUAAAAUCUAAAGCUUACAAAGUAUAAAAGAUGUAGACCCCCCUCUCUGAUACUAAAUUAUAUUUAACUUGAAUACUUAUCUAUUUUCAUAGGAACUCAUAAAGCGCACCGCAUUGAUCUUAGGUUUUUAUAGAGGUUUUCCCUCUAAGGUUAUAAUGGGUAGAUUUGAUUCUAGGUAGAAAAGACAGGAGGGGAUGAUUUACAGUGUUAGAUACUAUCUUGAAAAGGUUACGAUCAUGUGUUUCUAGAAGGUUGUGAACAUUGAUAUGUUUAGAACAGAACUUUCAUUUAAAACAGCCAUAAAGGAAACAUGGUACAGUGGAGAGGUCAGAUUCCAAGGCACCAUAAUUAUCUAGGGCGUAUAGAA
Messenger RNA from Stylophora pistillata, 2620 nucleotides. RefSeq names its product guanylate-binding protein 6-like. The record is from RefSeq and is a predicted model, not a curated record. NCBI's taxonomy places the organism in Eukaryota, Metazoa, Cnidaria, Anthozoa, Scleractinia, Pocilloporidae.